Messenger RNA from Aphis gossypii (cotton aphid), 1614 nucleotides. RefSeq names its product zinc finger MYM-type protein 1-like. The transcript is spliced from 2 exons. Lineage: Eukaryota; Metazoa; Arthropoda; Insecta; Hemiptera; Aphididae. The coding region runs from base 1 to 1614 and encodes 537 amino acids. The record is from RefSeq and is a predicted model, not a curated record.
AUGUUCGAUGGCGCAUUAUGUAAAUAUUGUGUAAUUUUUAAUGAACAUGUAGGUGGUUCGGGUAGUCAAAAAUUGGGUAAAUUUGUUUUAACACCGUUUUCAAAUUGGAAAAACGCAAUAGAAGAAUUUAAUAAACAUGAUAACAAUAAAUACUAUAAAAUGACAUUAUUAAAGUUUGAUUGUUUAAUGUCAGUGUCUAAUAAAACUACUGAUUCUAUUAUAAUACAACUGGAUAAAAAAUUGAAAUCUGAGAUAGAACAAAACCGCGCCAAAUUAAAACCAAUUAUUGAAACUGUUAUGUUUUGUGGCCGUCAAGGUCUACCUUUGCGUGAUCAUCGAGACUCAGGUCCAAUAAACUGUGACAAUCCUCCUGUUGAAAAUGAUGGUAAUUUUAGAUCACUCUUACAAUUUAAAGUUAUGUCUGGUGAUAUAAAUCUAGCUGAACAUUUAAAAACUGCUCAGGGAAAUGCAAGUUAUAUUAGUGCUGAUAUCCAAAACCAAAUAUUAACUUCUUGUUCAAAUUUAAUAUUAAAACAAAUUAUUUCAAAAAUUGAUGCUGCUAAAUGUUUCACUGUAUUAGCAGAUGAAACUGCCGAUAUAUCGGGAAUUGAGCAAUUUUCUCUAUGUGUACGUUAUUUUGAAUUUUCUUCAAUGCAAAUGAGAGAAGAUUUCUUAACGUUUGUUCCUGUUACUGAUGUUACAGGUAUGGGUUUAGCAAACACACUUUUAAAUACUCUUGAUAAAUUUGGUAUUGAUUUGAAAUAUUUAAGAGGCCAAGGUUUUGAUGGUGCAGCUUCCACGAGUGGAUGCUUUAAUGGUGUACAAUCCCACGUUAUCAAAAAAUAUCCACUUGCUCACUACAUUCAUUGCACCUCCCAUUGUUUAAAUCUAGCAAUAUCCGACACAUGUAACAUUCAAUCUAUACGAAACUGUACUGGUACCAUACAAAAAGUAUGUGUGUUUUUUAAAUACCCUAAACGACAAAGUGUAAUGUUAGAUUCAAUAAAACGUGUAUGUCCUGAAUCACAGAUUACUAAACUAAAAUUACUUUGUCCAACAAGAUGGGUCGAUCGGCAUGACUCCAUAAUUACUUUUAUGGAAUUAUUUGAUGCAGUUAUUGAUGGAUUAUCGAUUAUUUCUACAUGGCCAGACAGAGAAUCGUCAUCAGUAGCUUAUCAACUUUUGUGUGCUAUUAAGCAACCUGAAUUUAUUUUGGCAACACAUCUGCUAGCAAAAGUAUUUAGCAUAAGUUUACCUCUUAGUAAACUUCUUAAAAUGCAAAACAUAGAUUUAAUUGAAGCCAUGUCUCUGGCAGAUAAUGUAUGUGAUGUGUUAAAAAAUAUCAGAAAUAAUGCAGAUGAGGAUUUUAAGAAACUAUUUUUGAAAGUGAAAGAAAAAUGUAUGUCACUUGAUAUUGAAAUAACUUUACCUCGUUUAACAAACAUACAAAAAAAUCGGUAUAAUUUUACUAGUCAACUUCAUGAUAGGUUCAUUGCACAUAAAUCUCUAAUUACCAAUUUUUGCUGUCUCUUACCAAACAAUAAUUUGCCAAAUAGAGAAGAAAACAUAAAAAGUUUGGCAGAAAAGUAUAGUGAAGAUCUUAAAUGUAGUUGA